This is a messenger RNA of Adineta steineri, 1209 nucleotides long. NCBI's taxonomy places the organism in Eukaryota, Metazoa, Rotifera, Eurotatoria, Adinetida, Adinetidae. The record is from the annotation of a GenBank genome assembly.
AUGAAUCGAUCUCAACAAAUCGAAGACAAUUCAAUGCAUAGACGACAAUCUAGAGAAGAUAUUGUAACAUCAGUAUGGGUUCCAUCUCCUUCUUCAUUAACACAAAAUCAAUCAACAUAUUCAAAUGAUAAUCCAACAAAUAAAAUUUAUAAAACCGAACUUCUUAUUAAUCGAAUACCAAUAACACCAGUAAAUUCAUUGAAUAAUUGUUCAAAAUGUCAACGUUUAAUUGAUUGUGGAAAUGAUAAAGAAAUUCAAUUUAAUAAUCGAUAUUAUCAUUCAAAUUGUUUCAAAUGUUCAACAUGUCAUGAAUUGAUAAACUCUUCGGAAGAUAAAAAAUAUUUAAUUGAUGAUAAUGGUGAAAUUAUUUGUAAAAAAUGUGAAUUAUCAAACUCCAAAAGAUGUUUCAAUUGUCAUCAAUCAAUUUUAGAUGAAAAAUUUAUUUGUUUUAAUGAAAAUAAUUAUCAUCGACCAUGUUUCUCUUGUUAUGCAUGUCGGAAAUCUUUAAUUAAUCAAGUUAAUAUACGUAUUAAAGAUAAUCAAGCUUGUUGUGAUGAAUGUUAUGGAGAAAAAUUUUCAAGAAAAUGUGAAAAAUGUUCUCAAAUCAUAUCUUCAGGUGGAUCGAUCGUAUAUAAAGGAAAAAAUUAUCAUGAACAAUGUUUUCGUUGUGGUCAAUGUUCUCGAAUAAUGAAUGAAAAAGAAUUUUAUACAGAAAAUGAUAAACCAUGUUGUUCACAAUGUUAUGAUAAAUAUUUUGCUUUACAAUGUCAACAAUGUUCACAAAUAAUUAAGGAAAAAGAAUAUUAUACACACAAUUCUAAACCUUGUUGUAUUCGAUGUUAUGAACAAAGUUUUGCUCCACAAUGUCAACAAUGUUCUCGAGCUAUAUCUUCGGGCAAAUCUAUUCUAUACAAUGGAAACAAAUAUCAUGAACAAUGUUUUCGUUGUGGACAAUGUAACAAUAUUAUGAAUGAAAAAGAAUUUUAUACACAAAAUAAUAAACCAUGUUGUUCAUUAUGUCAUGAAAAAUAUUUUCAAAAAAAAUGUUCAAAAUGUUUUCAAUCGAUUAAUGACAAAUAUACUGCUUAUAAAGAUAAAUUUUAUCAUAUUAAUUGUUUUAAAUGUGACAAAUGUUAUCGAAUUAUUGAUGAGAAUGAAAAAUUUGUAGAUAAUCAAUUUGGUAUUAUUUGUUCAAGAUGUCGAAUUUAA